CUUUUUCUGCUCUAUCAUUAACACACGCUUGUGUACCGGUGCUGAUGGCUGUGUAACACCGAGCGAACAUCCCGCUGACGUUUCUGCCGGAAUUCAUCCAUUUUGGAGGAGAGCAGGGAGAAUGAACCGGAGCUCCACCGUUUGGAUCACUGUGCUGCGAAGCUAAAUCCCUCCACCCACCUUUUCAUCAUGUCUCCAGUUUUCUCAUCUCCCAAAUACAUGAGUGGCUCCACUCUACUCAGCCCUUUCCGCCAGUAUGACCCGUAUGAUCCUUAUGGUCCCUAUAACCCCUACGACCACAGCCAGUCUUUUAUCUCUCAAGGUCAUCCUCAGCCCUCCAGAUACUCGCCCUCCACAUCACGCUACUUCUUCCCCAGUUCAUGCCCAGCCCAAGUAGCCCUCUCCCUCCCUAAUGAGCGAGGGCGAGCUGUGCCCCGUGCCAACCCCCAUGAAACUUUCCGCAGUGAGAGCUCAGGCCGCAUACAGGUCAAAGGUCAAAUCCCACGGUUGAAUGGGGUACGACGUCGGUCACCAUCGCAGGGGUGGCACCGCUCAGUGAACCAGUUGGACCUGGCGCAGGAACUGGCAAUGGUGGAGCUGUGUGGGCACAGCGAGGGUGGAAAAGGACCAUUAAGGGCGGUUUCUUUCGGGGAGAAUACCAGUCGGGCAUGUGGCAGCUGCUCAGGGCCAUUCUACUGGAGCUCAGAGAACUCCAAGAAUGCUCAGGGACUUGUGGGCCUAAGGAACCUGGGGAACACUUGCUUCAUGAACUCCAUUCUGCAGUGUCUGAGUAAUACACACGACCUGCGUGACUACUGUCUGCGCAACACACACCGUACCGACCUCAACAACAACUGCAGGGCCAAAGCGGCUCUAAUGGAGGAGUUUGCCAAGCUCACUCAGACACUGUGGACAUCAGCAAGCAACGAAGCCAUCAGCCCCUCUGACUUCAAGACUCAGAUUCAGAAGUACGCUCCACGCUUCAUGGGCUACAAUCAGCAGGAUGCUCAGGAGUUCCUGCGCUUCCUCCUGGACGGGCUCCAUAAUGAAGUGAACCGAGGGUCACUGAGGCCCAGAGCGCCCAUAGAGGACUUUGACCACCUCUCGGAUGAUGAGAAAGCCAAGAGAAUGUGGAACAAGUACCUGGAGAGAGAAGACAGCAAAGUAGUUGAUCUGUUUGUUGGCCAGCUGAAGAGUUCACUGACCUGCAGCGAGUGUGGCUUCUGCUCUACCGUAUUCGAUCCGUUCUGGGAUCUGUCUCUACCUAUUGCCAAGAGCUCUGGAGAGGUGAUGCUGAUCGACUGCCUUCGGCUUUUCACGAAGGAAGAUGUACUGGAUGGGAAUGAGAAACCAACAUGCCAAAGGUGUAAAGCCAGGCGGAAAUGCACAAAGAAAUUCACCAUUCAGAAAUUCCCCAAAGUCCUGGUGCUUCAUCUAAAGCGAUUCUCUGAGGCUCGCCUGAAAACCGCCAAACUCUCUACUUUCGUCAACUUUCCCAUCAAAGAGCUGGACCUGUGCGAGUUCGCUUCAGACAACAGCAUGCACGCCGUCUAUAACCUGUAUGCAGUGUCUAAUCACACAGGCACCACACUGGGUGGCCAUUACACGGCGUACUGCCGCAACCCUUCCACAGGAGAGUGGUACUCGUACAACGACUCCAGGGUAAGUCCUAUGUCCUCCAGCCAAGUGCGCAGCAGUGAUGCCUAUGUGCUGUUCUACGAGCUUGCUAACUCCUCGCGCUUGUGAUCCAGCCUCAUCUCCACCCUAAAGAAGGAUUCUGGAAUCAACAUGGGGGUUAACCCUGGCCUGGACUUGAGACUAAACCUCAGCAGUGGCUGUGCUUCGAGCCACAACCUGAGAUAGUUUUUAAGACAGAUUUAUGAACAAAGACCUAGCACACACCCGUUCUGAACUAUAGUUGAGGCUUGUUCACUUCUUAGAAGCCUGGGACAUGAUUUCUGAUACAGCCCUAAACGAGCUCCCAUAUAAGGGCUUCCUCAUCCUGUAUUCUGCUGGAUGUAGACUGCUGCUGCUAAAGGGAUGGGGAUGAAAACACUCCUUGUAGGAAGAAAGAAAGAAAGUGGAACACUACCUCUCACAAUGAGCAGGACCUUGUGUUUAUGUGUGUGUGUGCGUGUGUGUGUGUGUGUGUGAGAGUGAGAGAGAGACAGUGUGUGUGAAGACGGAUGUCAAAGAACUAUGCACUGUGUACCUGGAGCUCUCUGUUCCUCUACAGUCAGUCAUCGUGACUGCAUUGUGGGUUUAAUUUAUUCUGGUAUUUUAGUGUUAUUCAUUUUGAGACUCUGGAUCUGGAUAUGGGUCACAACAGUGAGUGGUGCAAGGAAAAACAUAAUUUUCCAGCUUUCACUUUUUUACCCCAAAUGUAAUUUGACAUGCUUGGUAUGUUUAGUUUUGCUCUGGUUUUGAAAUUCUGUCUCACCCAAAAUCUUUUUCAUAAAUACAUGCCCAUAUCUUUAUAUAUUUGCUUCACACUGUACUGUUAAACUACACAAUCUAAGUCAAAAGGGGGAUUUCAUUAUCAUCAGCAUCUGGCCUAUUCAUAAUUAUUGGGUUUUUAUGAUUUGACAUUUCAUGAUGAUAUUUCGUAUGAUAUUUCAUACUGUGUCUUGAACCAUAUGGAUGAUAGGGGUUUUUUUUUGGUAUGCCUACCUGACAUUACUGAGGAACUGGAUGUAGUCCUGAGAUAUUUAUGAGAUUAGAUAGACGUCCAUUACUUGUUAGCUGCAUUUGCUUUAUAACUCCAGAAGCAAAUGUCAUCAUACAUUUGGGGUACAUGGAAUGUUGUGGAUAUUUAAUGUUUUUUUAAAUACUUUUUUAAAACAGGAGAUGACUCGCCCCCUGGUGGAGCUCAUCUGUGCAAUGCUGGUUUUCUUUUAUUUUGUGACCACAGGAUUCACUUUCACAUGGAAAACAGCUUUUACAGCACAAGGAGCCUGGUGUAUCUGUGCGCAUUGUCUGUUUGAGAGAGAGAGAGAGGAUGUGUGUGUGCGUGUGUAUGCGUGCAUGAUACAGAUGGUGUGAUAUUUUAUUUAUGAAGUACAUGUUUUGAAUGUAUGUAUGUGAGUGAGUGAGUCAUAAUCAUGUGACUAACACAGAAUGAGUCCUUCUUGUCCAUGGGGCUCCACAUGUCAAGUACUUUUGGCUUUUUAAAAGCCAGAUAGAUGUACAUAUGAAUAAAUUAACCAAUUUGACCACAACAA
Molecule: messenger RNA, 3221 nt
Organism: Pangasianodon hypophthalmus (striped catfish)
Lineage: Eukaryota; Metazoa; Chordata; Actinopteri; Siluriformes; Pangasiidae
Gene: usp2b
Product: ubiquitin specific peptidase 2b
Exons: 13
Coding region: 190-1746 (518 amino acids)
Biological process (GO): protein deubiquitination
Cellular component (GO): cytoplasm
Molecular function (GO): cysteine-type deubiquitinase activity
Source: RefSeq, a predicted model, not a curated record